Messenger RNA from Bactrocera dorsalis (oriental fruit fly), 2312 nucleotides. RefSeq lists its product as uncharacterized. The transcript has 2 exons. The record is from RefSeq and is a predicted model, not a curated record. Lineage: Eukaryota; Metazoa; Arthropoda; Insecta; Diptera; Tephritidae. Bases 251 to 1936 code for a protein of 561 amino acids.
AUGCGUGCGACGACCAAGGUCUACCACCUCCUAAUCCAGGGUGUCAUGCGACCCGUGCCCAUUGGAUGAUUUGCAGCCAGGAGGUAAAUUCGGCUGUAUUUUAACGGAGCCUUCCCAACACCGGGCCGAAUUGGGAAGUAACGGUGGCCUUACCACGCCAAGGGGCUCUGGUGUGGCGGACCUUCCCGUUCCCCAUAUAGACUAUAGACCCGACAGCUCACCUUGUUGAGCCAAGGGUCGUACGAACAAGAUGAACGACCAAAAACAAAAAAUAACAACAACAAAACCGGAUUUGAUGACGGACAAAGGCCAACGACAGAGGACAACGGUAGCGGAUACGGAGAAGGAAACUGUAGCAGCGGAAGGCAAGGGGGGUCGAGGUGCCAGGCGUAAGCCUAAAUACUUCGACGAUCUCACGCCAGAGGAGCGCUCGCUGUUCGAGGAGCACGCCAGGGAGGAUGACGACGACGUGCCCUCUGGCAGCGGAGCUCACCUGGGGGGUACGCCUGGAGCUGAAGCAGUACCUAGGAGCAUCGGCAAAUCCCCUGCCGGAGGGUGCAGUGGGUCGGCCUCUGGUGAAUCGAGUCGGGCAGAGCCUGACGGCGCCAAGAGGAGAAGGAGGAGAAGGCGCAGGAGAGGUGGGCAACGCCCCCUCCCAGAAGCUGGCCAACCCGGCGGGGGUGGGGAUCCACGUAGGAGAGGAAUGAGUGGCUCCACCAUGAGGUGGUACCUACGCCACCUACAUGAUGGGAAAACCCCGGAGGAGGCGGAGGCUCUAGCCAGGAGCAAGAGCCAAAGGAGUAACGUCAACCCGGCGACUGGACGCGACCACAAUGUGCCAGCUCGCGCGCAGGGCAGCGGCAGCGGCGGCCGUGGCCCGGUCAGCACUACGCUGUCCGUGCGGCGGGGCGACAGCAGGGCAUUGCCCGCAGGCACAAGCGCCCAGGCCGAAAAACGGAAAAGCGGCCAAAUCACGCCACAGGAGCCCCCACGAUCCAAGAGGGUGCGGGGCACAGACGUAAAGGAAACCGGGGGCCAACAACCUGGAUCGGCUCCUCACCGGGUGGAGGAGGUGCGGCGCGGGUAUGCGGACGCUGUCAGAGGCAUCCGCAUGGCUGUUCUGCCUCUCAAGUACCCGGCGGAGGCGCUAAAACCGGAGGAGCUUACCGUGCUGCAGGACAUCCUCAUGGACGAGGUGUGUCAAGGAGUGGACUACACGGCGUCCUUCCUGGGCAUCGACUUCAGGGGAGGUAUGAUGCAGGUUGACUGCCACGACGAGGCGUCCGCCAACUGGCUGAAGGAGCACGCUCCAAAGCUGGGAGGCUGGUCGGGCCCUGUCCUCUGUGCUAAGAGGGUGGAGGACGUGCCUAUCAUGCACAGCAUGACAGUUUUCCUCCCUCGGUGUGGGGACAGGUCCUACGAGUACGCCCUGAGUCUGGUGAGGAACCAGAACAGGGGGCUCAGUAUCUCGGCCUGGUGUGUCGCCAGUAGCAAGAAAGAAAAGCUAGGCGAUAUGGAGGGUUGGAGGUUGAACGUGUUUAUUGACGACGAGUCAUAUAAGUACGUUCGGGCCGCGGGCUUCCGCCUGUUUUACAGGUAUAGCACGGUCGUUAUGCGGCCGUACAAGACUGCUGACGCCGGGAGCAAGGAAGCCAAGACGCCCGCGCCUCCACAGGACAAAGGCGUCGUUAGCCAGGCAGUGCCGGUAUCCGCCUCGGAGGAAACGAAGAUGGAGGUGGACGAGUCGUCGGAGCAGCCCUGCGGGAGCAGGACUGAACUGGCAGUGCCAGGGCCGACUUCAGACGUCCCCGACGAUGGCCGGAGCAUGGAGCUACCCUCAACACAGGAGCUCCUGGACGGACUUGGAGACUCAAUCGACAGCAGCGCGGUUGACAGCAGGGUAGAGGAUCUUUCACUCCUCGAGCCCAACUUAUGAUGGCCGUCAACAUGGAGAUUGCCCAAGUGAACCUGCAUCAUGCGGCGGCAGCCUCCGCUGUCAUAACAAGCAGGUUCACUGCGGAUAAACUGGGCACGCUGCUGAUCCAAGAGCCUUGGAUCCAUAAAGGCGAGGUAAAGGGCCUCAAGACGGAGGCAAACAAGAGUUUCUGACGCAGGACUUGGUGGCGGUGCAGGCUAGGGACAGUGAGGGCAAAGACUUCGUCCUAGCCUCAGCAUACUUUCCGGGAGAGGCAGCAACGGCACCCCCGGAGGCGGUGGAAAGGUUGGUGGAGCACUGCAGGCUGCACAAGCUCCCGCUUAUCAUCGGCUGCGAUGCGAACGCCCACCACACGGAAUGGGGCAGUACCGACUGC